Messenger RNA from Cydia pomonella (codling moth), 11223 nucleotides. It is a transcript of the gene Bsg25D, whose product is annotated as ninein-like protein. The record is from RefSeq and is a predicted model, not a curated record. Gene Ontology annotation, biological process: microtubule anchoring at centrosome. Gene Ontology annotation, cellular component: centrosome. Lineage: Eukaryota; Metazoa; Arthropoda; Insecta; Lepidoptera; Tortricidae. The transcript is spliced from 7 exons. Bases 484 to 3249 code for a protein of 921 amino acids.
AUAUUUCGAUGGUGUCAAUAAUAAAUAUAACGCAAUAGAUACAUUGCGCAAUGUACGUCUGCGUGGGAUGAACCGUAACUGACGUUUAUGAGGGUCGUCUUUAUAUAUGAACCUUGUUUUGAUUUCUCCAUAAUUGAUAUUCGCGUUAACCCUGAUUAGCCAUAUACGUAUAAAGUUUACUUUGUUAAAGUUCAAGUAAUUAAAGUUGAUGCUUAGUCAUGCGUUUAUUAAAAUCAUAAAAUACGAGUGAUACCUAUGCGCAAAGGGUAGCUAGAGUUAUAAAUGUAUCUUUGUCGUCAACGUCAACAAUGAUAAUGUCACCUUGACAUAUGAUAUGACAUGUAUGCGAUGGGAACGUGACGGAAUUGAUAGCGAUAAUUAUGUCGAUCUUAAUUUAUUUUACUGUUAACUAUGUAAAUUGAAUUAUCGCUAGUAUCCAUUAGACGUUAUCCACAUGUCUAUCGUGGCGCGCGGGCUGUAGCGAUGGACGACGGGGGUAUGAACCACUACGAGCAACAGCUGUACACAGUGUUCAAAACGUUCGACGUAGAUAACGCGGAGGCGCUGGACCGCGCGGCCGUGCUGCAGCUGUGUGACGCCUUGCAGCUCGAGGGCCGCGGCGCCGCGCUGGUGGAGUCGCUGUUCGAGCGCCGCACCGAGCGCGUCACCUUCGCCACCUUCCGCAACGGGCUGCUCGGCGUGCUCGGCGCAGAGCCCGCGCCCGAGCCCAGCGACGACGACUCCUCCGGCCGCGAGGUCGCGCCCAAGUUCGUGUUCGGCUCCAAGAAGUACGGGCGCCGCUCGCGCCCGGCCCGCGCCGACGACGCCGCCGCCGCGCCGCGCGCCGCCUCCGCCUCGCGCCUCGACGCCGACGCCGGCGCGCGGCCCCGCAUGCGCUACAAGCGCAGCGCCUCCGCCAUGGAGGCCCGCACUCCUCCGCCGGACCUCCUCGACCACGAGCGGCGCAUAGACCGCGCGCAGGCCGCCGCACUGUGCCGCGACCUUCACAUGGACACGAUCGAUCCGCGCCUCGUCGACCGCAUCUUCGACGACGCGCCUGCGGAAGAAACGACCGUGGGCGAGUUCUUCGACCGGCUCAACGCGGCGCUGACGCCUUUAGCGGCGGGCGAGGCUACUGUGCCUACUGCAAUACCGCCGCCAGAUCCGCCUGAUGGGGAAGACGACGCGGAGGGUGCAGUGACUGGGGAGGCGAUCGCCGAGGCCUGGGAGCGCGCUGGCGUGCGCCGUCCACGCCGUCUCCUAGCUGAGCUUGGCUUUACUGCUACGACUCUGAGUCCAGCCGAAUUAGAACGCGCGUUGGACGACGAAUUACGCGCGCUGCCGGCGCGUGAGGAGCGCGACGCGCGGCCGCUACUACAGCAAGCGGCGCUGGCCCUCAGCCGCCUCCGACGUGCCAACGCCCGCGCGCGCGCCGCCGCCGCCGUCGCCGAGCGCGACAAACUCCGCGCCGACCUCGCCGAGGCCAACCGGCGCGCGCAGCUCCUCGCCCAAGAUGUAGAUGAAAACCACGCGCGGUUAGAAGCAGAGCGGCAGGCCGCACUUCGCUUGCUAGAAGCGCGGCACGCGGAGACCACGCGAGCCGUCAGUAACGAGGCGGCCGCGGAGCGCGAGCGAGCCGCGACGAUACGCGCUGAACUGGAAGCCGAAGUAGCACGACGAGGAGAUUUAGAAGCAAAGCUGCGUGCUGAGUUAACAGCGCUACAGUUGCGAUCAGAACAGCUGGAGCGACGUGUGAGCGCAGCGGAAGAAAGGGCUACGGCAGCGGAACGCGAGCGAGCGCGGACAGAAGAAGAGGCACGCGAGGCGGCGGCACAAGCCGGGCGCGAGGUGGAAGAGCGUCGAGUAGCCAGCGAGGCGCUGGAGCGGCAGGUGCUCGAGUUGCGCGAGGAGUGCUCGCUGCUGCGGGACCGCGCGGACGAGCUGCAGGCGGGGCUGGAGGCGCGCCGCGGCGCCGCGCCGCCGCCCGCCGCCGCCACCUCGUGGCGCGACGAGGCCGAGCUGGCCGCCGACGCCGACGCCGCGCUCGACAGGAUCGAAGACUGCGACUCGUCGCCUCCCAGCAUCGAGCGUCUAGUCUUUCAAACCGACGCCGCUCGCCGCCUCCGAUCAAUCGCUGACUCUUUAUCACCCGAAUGCGCGCGCUGCGAGGCCGCAGCGGCGGCUUUGCGGGAGUUGAGCGACUCGCCGGCGGCGCGGGGGUUAAGAGAAGCGACGGCGGCGCGGGGGCUAAGUGAAGCGCCGACGGCGCGGGGGCUUAGUGAAGCGCCGACGGCGCCACGGUUAAAUGAGUCGGUUGAAGCCGCUGUGCAGACAGAGGAAAGUGAUGAAGGAAAGCGCAUUGAAGAGCUCCAGAAGAAACAUGACGCGGAGAAGAGUGACUUGAAUAAUUUGAUCGCCGAACUAGAAGCCAGCAUCGAAGCUCUCCGCGAAGAAUACGAGCGUUGCGAGGAGUACUGGGCGGGCAAGUUAGCGGAUGAGCGUUCACUGGCCGCCGACGAGGCAGCGGCGAGUGACGCUCGCUUGAGCGAGUUACUCGCCCGAGUGGCGGAGUAUGAGGCACAGUUCAAGCCGAGGUUACCGGCGCUGCAUGAGAGCGAGUUGGAGCCACAGUACGAGCAGCUGGCGCAGGAGUUCGAAUCGUUUAAAAUAGAAGCAGCUCGGGCGCUGGCGACGGCGCGCGCCGACGCCGACAAAACGCGCGAGGAGCUAGAAAAGGCGAGGACGGCGCCUACACCCCUUUGUAGCUGUCGACAGAAAACCCCGCUUGCACCGCGGCCUGCUUCCGACGGCGACCAGCGCUUAGUGGGUUCGCAUCCACCGGGGUCAGGUGACAUGUCGCGACGCAGCGUAUCAGCGGGUGCACUGGCGCACGCUGCGCUCCGCGUCGGCGGCGGCGUCCAUGUUAGCGGCGGCGGCGGCGGCGGUGUCGGCAGUGUCGUCGGCGGCGGCGUGGAUGUCGGCGACGCGCCGUCUGCGCAUGACGAGAGGACGGCGCGUGUGCCGCAGCCGCAUCUACCGGGCGCGUGCGCGUGCGCGGCGCUGGCGUCGGCGUGGCGGCGCGCGGCGGCGGCCGAGGGCGCCGGGCUGCGCGCGCGCGCCGCGCACGCCGAGCGCGCCGCCGCGCGCCUGCUGGCGCGCCUGCAGGCCGCCGACGCGCUCGUGGCCGAGCUCUACCGGGAGAACUGCCAGCUGCAGCACCACGCGCGCCCGGAGCCCCGCCUGCUGUGACGUGGGCGGCGCUGACGGCGGCCGAGGGCGCCGGGCUGCGCGCGCGCGCCGCGCACGCCGAGCGCGCCGCCGCGCGCCUGCUGGCGCGCCUGCAGGCCGCCGACGCGCUCGUGGCCGAGCUCUACCGGGAGAACUGCCAGCUGCAGCACCACGCGCGCCCGGAGCCCCGCCUGCUGUGACGUGGGCGGCGCUGACGGCGGCCGAGGGCGCCGGGCUGCGCGCGCGCGCCGCGCACGCCGAGCGCGCCGCCGCGCGCCUGCUGGCGCGCCUGCAGGCCGCCGACGCGCUCGUGGCCGAGCUCUACCGGGAGAACUGCCAGCUGCAGCACCACGCGCGCCCGGAGCCCCGCCUGCUGUGACGUGGGCGGCGCUGACGGCGGCCGAGGGCGCCGGGCUGCGCGCGCGCGCCGCGCACGCCGAGCGCGCCGCCGCGCGCCUGCUGGCGCGCCUGCAGGCCGCCGACGCGCUCGUGGCCGAGCUCUACCGGGAGAACUGCCAGCUGCAGCACCACGCGCGCCCGGAGCCCCGCCUGCUGUGACGUGGGCGGCGCUGACGGCGGCCGAGGGCGCCGGGCUGCGCGCGCGCGCCGCGCACGCCGAGCGCGCCGCCGCGCGCCUGCUGGCGCGCCUGCAGGCCGCCGACGCGCUCGUGGCCGAGCUCUACCGGGAGAACUGCCAGCUGCAGCACCACGCGCGCCCGGAGCCGCGCCUGCUGUGACGCCAGCCCGCCCCCCCGUCGGCUCCGGCCCCACGCUCGCCCGGAACCGAGGUUCCUGCCGCAGAGGUAUGCAUCGUUCGCAGUUAACUAUUUGUAAACUUUAUUAUGAACGAUUAAGAACCUUCCUUUUAGUACGAACGCGCCGCCGCGAAAUUAUUGACGCGACUGUGUGCCCGCGAAGCGUUAGUAGCAAAGUUGUAUAGGUAAAACUUCCAGCUGCGGCGCAGCCUGAGCCCGGACUGCUGUGGCAGAGGUGCGCGGCUGAAUGAAAAGACAGGGGUAGGGACGUGUUGGUUCAACACGCCGACUCCGUUCAAAACGACUGAGAACCUAACGUAAAUAUGCAAGAACGAUAAAAAUAGUAAAUAUCGAAAUUUGAUUUUCCUACACUAGCAUGAUGUUCUCUACACUUUAUCAAAUAAAUUAAUAAAUCAUUUCAACUUAUUAGCUCCUUCCGUAAGCUAACAUACCUUUAAACGAAAAUUCAACAUAUUGACAUUAGACAAUUAUACGAAACAUCAUAAACAUAUGAUUUUAUUCAAUCACCAUACAUUUUUCAAUUUAAGUAUAGGUACUUCAACGGUUCAACUACUAUAGUUAUUUCUUUAAUGCUAAUCCCGCUUGACUAACCAACCAACUCUAGUAAGAAGAAAUUAAAAUAAUACAACUAUCACAUACUACAGUAAAUCAGUAAAUAAUUAAAUUUUUCGUUAAUUUUACGUAUUUUGUUACUGCAUUUAGAUCUACGUCUCUUUUGAGAUAAAAAAAAGUUGUGAUUACGAUAAUUACGAUUAUGUGACUUCAUUCCGAAUUAGAUUAGGAAAAUAUGUAAAUCAAUCCUGCGUCGACUGUGUGUAAGUGCGUCUAAAAUUAUGCCAUAUAUCAUUAAUUUAUUGUUGAAAAAACCAUUGUUUUUUUUUUAAGAUUUAUAUUUUUUUUACAAAUUGACAAUUGGAGAUAAGUAAAUAAUACAAAUGUAUUUAAAAAAAAUUACUUUAUAAAUUGUUUAUUGUGAGAAUCAAUGUAAUAGUUCAUAGAAGAAAAUCAACGAACUGCCUAUUGUACCUAGAACUGUUAGGUAAUACUUAACUAUAUAUAAUUAUAUUUAGACAUAUUAGGUACAAAGGACUUAUUAAAAUUGAAAUAAAAAAAAAAUAGUUAUCAAAACUGUCGAAAUAUAUAUUUUGAGAAAACUUUGUUUGAUAAUGUAUUUUCAGAAUUUGACGUAAAAACACUGAAAUUUCUUUUGACUGAAAGUGGUAGUCAUAUCGUCGACGUGUGCAUUUCUAUUCCGAUUACUGAAUAUCUCGAGGGCCAGAAUAUUUUACUAUAAUUUAUUAUAUAUAUGUUUGAGCUGCCGUAAGUUUUGACCAACAUGUAUAUAUGUACAAAUAAAACAUGCAGGGUCUCUGGUACAGUCCACUACAAGUAUUUUAUACAACGAAGCGCUUAACUAUAUCUGACAAUUCUGACAAGAUCAAGAUUUUUAUUCAAGUAGGCAUAUUACAAUGCGCUUAUGAACGUCAGAUAAAGCUACGCCGGCUCUAACCCUACACCUCUGCCCGAGAAGAUUUAAAUCCCCCCUCAAUUGGAGGAGGGUAUCCCAAUAUAAACCGGUAAGAAACUCAGCGGAAACGGGACACAUCUGUUCAAAACAUUACAUGUUAUAAUUAACAUGCAUUAAAUAAGAAAAAAUACAAUUUAUAGCCAUACAAAUAAAUUCGUGUCAGAUGUUUUGCCAUGCUUCGUUGUGCGAGAUACAAGUGUUGACUGUACGUUCAUUUGAACGAAAGAAAUGGCCUUUACCUAAUUAAGCAGUAUAGUCGACUGACUUAUAUACAGAACAUUCUUAUGACUAUGUUAUUUGUGUAUACUAUAAGUUUGUAUUUACGCUUGAAUUCCUUUCCUAAAGGUUUGUGAACUGUUAUAGAUACUCGUGCCUAAAUAUAAUAGGAUUUUACCCGAUAUAUUGUUUAUAUAUUAUUGACUGUAAAUCUUUAUUGCGUAUUUCCAAAACAUUAUUAAUUACUACGUGCCCGAAUCCAUUGGGUUCGCUUUAAAAAUCUCGUAUUGUACAGCGUUCUACAUAUGUAUAGUGUGUUACAGUAACAUUUAACAGAAUGUAAACUAACUAAACCCAAUGAUAUUAUAACUUAAGAUAGGUUACGUUGCAAAAUUGAAGCGCUUACCUUGGUCAAACUGUACAAGUUGCCUUUAGUCGCCUUGCGCCUAGCCAAGCAAGAAAUGUGCAUGUGCUAACCAGCUCCCGCACACCGAAAGAGACAAGAGACUAUGACAAAGAUGAAUGGAAGAUGAUUAAUCGAAAAUAACAGAUUUCUUCGUAGGUCGGGUGACUUGUUCAUCAGAUUACCACACUUUUUCGAGCGCCCAUGUCUCGAAAAUUUUCCAUUAAAAUAAAUUAUUGCAAACUUUUAUAGAUAGACUAUAAUUGGCUACAAAUUAAAAAAAAAUGAUUUUCUUUAUAGUUUUGACAUUCCUGUGCUUUAAAAAAAAAUGGAAUUGGGCUCCACCCUAUAGGACAAGAAGAUGUUCUAGAGUUAACCAAAUUGUACACAUUUAAUCACUUUUUUAUUUCAUUAUUUAAUAACAAUACGCCCCACAAAUUUAAGAACGCAGUUCUCAUUAAUUACAAAGAUAUAUAAUGUGUACUAACAAAGAUAAAAUAAAAUAUUUUUACUCAUAUAUUAUCCUCGAAUAUCAACAUUUUGUAACCUGGUGGUUAACCGUAAAAAAUACUAGUUUCUAAUAUAUGAUAGUUCGAAUUAGUAAUUAUCAUGGUAAUAACAUCUGUUUAUUUGUUGUAACUAGUUUCCAUAUUUAUGUGUAAGUUGUGCGAUGAUUUCAGCUUAUUUUUCAUCAAUAAUAACAUUUAUAUUACCUUUUUAUACUAGUUAGCUAAACGUUCGACAUCAGAUUUUGAUUAAAUGUUCGACACCCCCCUCCCGACGCGGUUCUGUUUAUCGGACUUUUAAACUAACAGUUUAAGAUACAUAUUACCUACGUGAAAAGAAGCAGCAGUUAAAAUAUUAAGAUUCUUCUAAAUUUCCCAAAUAUUUAUUACGAAAUAUUGAAAUUAUUUCUCACUCGUCCGUAAAUGAAGCAAGCAAGCAAGCUGGAGAAUAGGACAGAAAAGAGCUUAGGUAUCCAAUGAACUUGGUUGCACCCUGCGGCAACGUCGCGUUCGCCAGAUAUUCGUUUGGCUAUUUGUGUACUAGUGGCUAAUGAUGAACAGCCGACCCUAUAGUAAUAAGUAUGGAAGUAUUUUUUGUGCUCCUUAUGUGUAUAACCUAUCUAUAGUUAUGUAUUAUCCUUAAACCACGUAACAGUAAUACCAUAGAUACCGUAAACUUGCUCUACAUGCCUACCGGGACAAACAUUGCCUGGCAUGAAACAGCGAUAUUCUCCUAAACAGCUGUCUUUAUCGAAUUUGAGCGUCGUGCAGUUUAAUAAUAGUAAUAUAUAGUGACGUAGGUGUGUCAGUGUUGUAUGUGUGUGACGCACGCAGAUAGUGCCUUUUUUGUCGAAGUCGGCGCGGACGAAAUAUUGGGUAUUCCGUUUACAUUUUUAAUUGGACGUGGGUCAUAUACAGAUUAGGUUCUAAUUUGGCUUUUCGAUCUCCAAAAGUUUUUAUUACGAUUUUUGUACAGCUCAAAACAAUGUAACGUAAAUGUAACAGUGUAUAUCUAACGAUUGGACGCAGGCGAUAUAAACCACAAAAAUAUCAAAUAGAUUUGGCCAUAAGUAUUAUUUUUUACUUUCGGGGUCAAAAGAGACAUUUUUUUUGUCUUAUUGUAUAUCUUAGCGUAUGUAUGACCUACACGCUAGAUAUUGGCUGUUUGAUUUGUAGAUGUGUACAAUCGCCAUUAGAUAUAUCGAAGCAGUCAAGGUGCUCAAAAAUAUCUCAACACUAUUAUUAUCAAAGUAUUACAGUGCAUGUUUAUAUAUUUUUGGUACUUUGGCCGCCUUAGUAUAUUGAUGGCAGGUACAACUAACGUUUACUGUCUUUUAUAUAAUUUUGACGUUCAAAGGGUCAAAAAUGUCUAUAUCAGUUAUAACGUUUUAGAUGGUAGAGCAAGUGUUAUUUUGAUUCUGAAUGUUGUUGAUGCAACCUGCACUUAAUAAUUGUUGUCAAUUCAUACGAACGUGUAUAGUUGUGUGAGUGUAUGUGUGAUUAUAUUUAUUACAUGGUUUACUCGGAAUUGCAUAUGGUAAUAUUCAAUAGGAUAAACAAUACUAACGUCGUCUCUGGUUCCAUCGACUAUUCUUAUGAUGCAGUGCUGACUUUCCUACAAUACGGGGGCAAUAACUGUCAGGACCAAUCAUUUGGUAGUUCACCCUGUCUCCCCCAGUUGAAAAACAUGCAUUUCAAGUAAAGAGAAUUUGAAAUAGAGGUGGAUUGUCAAAGAAAACUUUGUAGUCACAUUAAAUUUCACGUCACGCCAUCUAAUAGAUCAAAGGCCAAAGGCAAGGCGGCAUCGAUUUGAGUGAUGGCGCCACUUUUUGAUAUUUAACAAAUUUAACACAUAUCAGCAAAAGAAUAAGGAUCAAAGUCAAAUGGCGUUCUAGAAGUUUUAAUCAAGUGUCGAAAGAUGGCAGUAAAUUUACUGUGGCUAUACAAAGUUUUCUUUGACAAUCCAUCUCUGUUUCUAGGUAAACCAUGUUUAAACGUUUUUACAUGAUUGUGUGUUGGGUUGACGUGAUGCAAAUAGGACGAAUUUUAUGUUAUUACGACACAUUUUGUUGAAAUGUUUAUUGUAGAUAUUUAUAUAAUAAAGAACCAACCCGCACGGGGUUAACGUGACUAUACUUAUCUCAUUCCCUCUCGAGCGAGAGGCACUGGCCGUGCACGUAUAGGCUGAAUAUGAGAACUUAGUCAAGUAGAUAGGGAGUUUGUAAUUAUAAGACUAAUAGUGUAAUAAAAAAUAUUACACACUCAUGAUAUGAAAACAGGGCACUGUGUGGAAAUUCAAAACAAAGUGCCCCAUUUUGAUUGCUCUUAAGUGUAUAAAUGUUCACAAAGCUGCUUGUUGUUGAAUGCACGAGCAAAAUAUUUAACUAUUUUUCAUAAUUUAAUCCAGUUGCAAAAAUGUCAAUUACGAUAUUGCCGCACUAAAUCAAAGGCCUUAGAAAGGUGGAAAGGGGGCGACCGCUUUCCCAUAAAAACGUAAUACCUUUCCUUUUUUUGAUUUUAACAUUAUAGAAAAUAUUUUAACGCGAUUUGAUGUAUAUCAACGAUAGCUUCCCAUAGUUUGAUUUUUUUAUUAUUAUUAGAGUCUGCUCCUAAUUCUUGUUAUGAUUAAAUAUUUGAAAAAGAUCAAACAAAAGGCCUUAGCGGUGGUUGAUAUAUAUAAAAUUGUGUCUAAAUCUUUACAAUAAUGUUAAUAUGCAGAGGGGAGGAUCAUGUUUGUAUAGAAAGGCGGUGUCGGGCUGUCAGCCACUUCCGUCUUAAUUUUACAGAUAGAAAUAAUACUUUAAAUAAUUUCAAUUUACAUUUAUGCAACUGGAAACCUUUUUUAUCCACAAUAGCUAAAUUAUUGUUGACAUAUUGUUAUUAUAUAUAAUGUGAGAUAAUAUGUGUAUCCUUAUGACGUUUUUAUAUGGUUUUACAAUUAAUAUUGAAACAUCUGUGUGGCAAAUGGCAGAAUUGGUACAGACUAGGGCCCGUUUCAUAAAAAUUUGCAGUACAAGCGACAGUUUCAUUACAAUAAAUGCAUGCAAAAAUACGCAACAUGCAACAAACAACAUACAACAUACAUACAUUACAUGCAAUAGGCGAAUAUAAUGGGUUAGCACGUUAUCUUUUCGCGGAUUAGCAAAGUAAUAUUUUUUAUGUUUUACAAUAAAUAUUUGAAAAAAGUACAAAUUACAAGUUUUCAUAAUACGGGUCCCCUAAUCUCGUAGUUAUUUUUGUACACAAAUGUAUCAAUGCUAACCGACAAUUCAUCGCAUUUUUUUUUACUAGUAACUGUAUAAAUGUGUAUCACCCUUUGUACGAGUUAGCACUGUACCAAGUGUAUCGCUUCCUACCCAGUGCUCCAUGGACCGUACGCUGCCGACAGCGGUGCCCGCAUUGCUCUGUUUCAUGCUCAAUAAAUACCAUUCUUGACUUGCCUUCCGCAUGGGUACAGUUAAUUUCAACAUUUAGACAGAAUGGAAAACAAUGUUAUAUUUGUAAAGGUAGUUGUUCCCACUGGUAACAACGGGGAAUAUUUUAUCUAUUCAAAUUUUCCAUAUAUUCGAAACGCUUUUCUAAAAUUCUGAGCGUUUCAGAGACUUUAUUAUGGAUUUGGAAACGUUUUGAAGAAAUGUUUGUCCCUACGGUAACUUGCAUUUUCGACAUUAAUACGAGUGUAGUUAGUCCUAUUCAAAAUUCAAAAAUUUAUUCUGCAAGUAGGCCUCAAGGGCUCUUUUACAAGUCAAUACAACAUUUAUAGUAACAUCUAUAAUAUUAUGACCAUGAUAUUGACUGUACCUACCGUCUGUAUAAAUGGUGAAAGCGUUAACUUAAACGAUGUCGUUUAAGUUAACGCUUUCACAAUUUGUCAGUACUUAUAUUUAUUGUAAAGACGUACAAUCAAGUGGGUGGAUAACAUAUGCAAUGCGACGUCACUGGGCCUAUUCCACUAUCGCCAAACCUUAUAUGUAUUGAAGGAGUGGUUGUUAAGAGUGUUAUUGUUAGAAAAUUAAUAUUUGAAAUAUAUCUUUAUCAUUUCUAAUCCUUCUAAUUAUUAGUGACCGCUUGACUACAUACUAAACUGUAGUAUUAAUAAUAGAAUCCCGACCUAAAUGUUUUAUACUAAGUAAUUAUAAUAUAAUAUAAGUAAUUAUAGUAUAUUAUACCUACCUGGUAAGGUCACGCCGCCGCCGAGCUAAAUUCAUCGGAGCGUCGACGUCGCGAAAUUAAAGGUCGGCGGUCUACUUACAAUAUUUUUUAUAAUACCAUAUCCGAGAAAAUCACAAUAGAUCAAACAAUUUCGGCCAAAUGUAGGCAGUUCUAUGAAACUAAUUUUCAAAUUCGUUAUUUGCCUCUCUUUCUCACAAUCAAAUUGAGGUAGAUUAAGAGGCAAACAGCGAACUUAGAUGUUUAUAGAACGUAGCUUUAAUUCAAUACAUAUACGAAUAAGGAGUUAGUGAAAUGUUAGCCCUGUCCGAAGCGUCCCUCCCUCUCAUACAUAUCAUUACGUUGUUAUGUGAAAUUGACUGUGUGACGCAGUAUGUGAAUAAAAUGUUGAACUAA